AUGGAGUUAAAGCAAUCCUUGUCCACCCAUCUAGAAGCUGAGAAGCCUCUGAGGCGCUAUGGGGCUGUGGAGGAGACAGCGUGGAAAGCAGAGGGACUGGAGAGAAAUCAACUGGACAUCAUCUCCAUGGCUGAGACUACCAUGAUGCCAGAGGAGAUUGAACUUGAGAUGGCGAAAAUCCAGCGUCUCCGGGAAGUCUUGGUCCGACGGGAGUCGGAGCUCAGAUUCAUGAUGGAUGACAUCCAGCUCUGCAAGGACAUCAUGGACCUGAAGCAGGAGCUGCAGAACUUGGUGGCCAUCCCAGAAAAAGAAAAAACCAAGCUGCAGAAGCAGAGAGAGGACGAGCUAAUCCAGAAGAUCCACAGACUGGUGCAGAAGAGAGACUUCCUGGUGGACGAUGCGGAGGUCGAGCGCUUAAGGGAACAAGAGGAAGACAAAGAAAUGGCUGAUUUCCUGAGAAUCAAGUUAAAACCUCUAGACAAAGUAACCAAAUCGCCAGCCAGCUCCCGGGCAGAGAAGAAAGCAGAGCCUCCACCUAGCAAGCCCACGGUGGCCAAGACGGGGCUGGCACUCAUCAAGGAUUGUUGUGGGGCCACCCAGUGCAACAUCAUGUAGCCCCCAUGCGGGGUGCCCCCAGGGCCAUGGGGACCCCUUCCCACCCUCUUGUCUUCAUAGCCCCCAUUUCACCGGGGCCCAAGAGUUCUCCAAGGCAGAAGGGGUUGAAGGCA
Messenger RNA from Loxodonta africana (African savanna elephant), 728 nucleotides. RefSeq names its product bMERB domain containing 1 (gene BMERB1). Gene Ontology annotation, biological process: negative regulation of microtubule depolymerization. Gene Ontology annotation, cellular component: microtubule cytoskeleton. The transcript is spliced from 6 exons. The coding region runs from base 1 to 615 and encodes 204 amino acids. Lineage: Eukaryota; Metazoa; Chordata; Mammalia; Proboscidea; Elephantidae. The record is from RefSeq and is a predicted model, not a curated record.